ACUGUUCACUUUCUCUCUCUUGUUUCCCUCUCUUGUUUCUCUCUCCUAUAGUUUCUGCUUCUACUGCUACUACAAUACAAGCCGACGACAAAGCUCCGCGCUGGCAAAGAUUCCCUCUUCACCCUCCCACACACUCUCUCUCUCUUUCUUUCUCUUUUUCUCUUUAUCUUCUUUUGUUCUAACCCUAAAAUUUUUCCCGAGAAGCAAACGCUGCCCCACUACCUCCAUCGCUAUCUCAAUCAUGGCCGUGGUUUACUUGAUCUACCCAUCAUAACUCACCGUCCUCUCUCUUUUCAACCGCUUCAUAAUAAUAAUAAUAAUAAUAAAUAAUAUUUAUUCUUGUUAGCUUAAAGAAAAAUAAACUAAAAUGGGCUGCGCCAGCUCCAAGGUCGACGAUCUCCCGGCGGUGGCGCUCUGCCGAGAGCGUUGUGCCUACCUUGACGAAGCUAUUCAACAGCGCUUUGCCUUCGCUGAGUCUCACGUGGCUUACAUUCUCUCUCUUAAAGGUAUUGGUAACUCAUUGCAAACUUUUGUUCAGCAGGAAUUGGCUAAUUCUUCUGGGUCUCCUCCUUCUCCCAAGCUUAAUCUCCCUCCUCAUCGAAAAGGCGAUCCUGAUGUUAGUAGUACUAUCAAAGCUUCGAAAUCGCCCCACCAUCACGACAAUUCCGAUGCUCAUCUACAAUUCCAUUCCGAUUCCGACUCUGAUGAUUCUGGUUCGCUUCACCAUUCGGAUCAUUCAUCGCCCUUGCACAGUCCCGGGGGUCAUUAUGAUUAUAUGGAAACGGAUCAAGGAGGAUUGGGCUCGUAUGGAGGAGGGUUUUUGAAUAUGAAUUAUAUGAAGAAUAAAGCUACGCCUUCUGUGGUCUACGAGCAGAGACCCGGCAGUCCCGAGACCGUACAUCACAUGGGUGACGCUUCUUCUUCUUAUUACCCUUAUCCUAUGAGCAAUAAUCAGACUCAAUAUCCGUAUUAUGGGUAUGCCAAUUCUGGUAGUGGGAUGGGUGGGUAUUAUGGUAGUUCUUCGCCUGCUCCUUAUGGGGCUAUGUCGGCUGGAGCUCCCCAGGCUGUUGCGUCUUCGUCUAAGCCACCGCCUCCUCCGCCUUCACCACCAAGGGCUUCGCCUUGGGAUUUCUUGAACCCGUUUCAGGGUGAGGACAAGUACUAUUGGCAGCACACCCCGAGCCGAGACUCAAGGGAGGUGAGGGAAGAGGAGGGAAUUCCUGACUUGGAAGAUGAGGAUUAUCAGCACGAGGUUGUGAAGGAAGUUCACGGUGAUCAGAGGUAUGCUGCAGCUGAUGGUGGUAAGCAUGCCAAGGCGGCCGCCGCGGCAGUUGAUGACAAGGUUAAUGAACCAGAGGUCUCACAUUAUCAGACUAGGCCGCGCGAUUCGAUGGAGAAUGAAGGGAUGGAAUAUGAGGUUCACGUCGUGGAAAAGAAAGUUGUUGAUGAAGAGGAGAGGUCGAAGGACCGCGGCGGCGGGGCUGCAUUCAAGGGUCGAGGUGGUUACCGGGAUGUUUUUGAAGCGGUCAGGGAAAUUGAGACCCAGUUUCAACGAGCGUCAGAGUCUGGGAAUGAAAUUGCUCAGAUGCUCGAGGUGGGAAAGCUUCCGUAUAACCGUAAACAUGCUUCCAAGAUGUUACAUGUGGUUACUCCAUCUCUGUCGGUAGUGUCCUCACAGCCGUCUACAUCUGCGCCCUCUUCCUCUUCCUCUGCGGCUGCUCCUGCCCAGUUGGACUUUGAAGAAGAGUUGCGGACAACGUCAAAAAAUCUUUCUUCUACGUUACACAAACUGUAUCUUUGGGAGAAGAAACUCUAUAAUGAAGUUAAGGCUGAGGAAAAGAUGCGGGUAAUCCAUGACAGGAAGUGCCGUAAGCUGAAGCGAUUAGAUGAAAAGGGUGCCGAGGCACACAAAGUUGAGGCAACUAGAACUUUUAUAAAGGGUCUCUCCACAAAGAUUAGAAUUGCAAUUCAAGUUGUUGAUAAGAUUUCUGUGACAAUUAACAAGAUCAGAGAUGAAGAAUUAUGGCCACAAUUAAACAAAUUAAUACAAGGGUUAACCAGGAUGUGGAAAUGUAUGCUUGAAUGUCACAGCAUACAAUGUGAAGCCAUUAGAGAAGCUAGAGCUCUGGGUUCUAUUGGAUCUGGUAAAAAGCUUGGUGAUGCUCAUCUUGAAGCAACUUUGCAGUUUGGGCGUGAGCUUAUUAACUGGACUUUCAGAUUCUCUACUUGGAUAAGUGCCCAGAAGGGUUAUGUGAGGGCCCUAAAUAAUUGGCUCGUCAAAUGUCUUUUGUACGAGCCUGAAGAAACACCUGAUGGAAUAGUUCCUUUCUCACCUGGUAGGAUGGGUGCGCCUCCUGUUUUUGUAAUCUGUCAUCAAUGGUCACAAGCUAUGGAUAACAUAUCUGAAAAGGAAGUGGUUGAUUCUAUGCGUGUAUUUGCCUCAAGUGUGCUUCAGAUUUGGGAACAAGAUAAGCAUGAACUGCGUCAACGGAUGAUGGCAAACAAGGAUCUAGAGAGAAAAGUUAGGAACAUGGAUAAAGAGGAUCAGAGGAUGCAGAAGGAGAUUCAGGCAUUUGACAAGAAAAUGGUGAUGGUCACAGGGGAAAAUAACAAUCUAUCUGUAAGUGGACACAUUGUAUAUCAAAGUGACACUAGUAAUGCUAGUCUUCAGGCUAGCCUGCAACGUAUCUUUGAGGCCAUGGAAAAGUUCACUGCUAACUCAAUGAAAGCUUAUGAGGAGCUUCUGCAGCGCAGUGAAGAAGAAACCCAUUCAAGAGAGCAAGAGUCAUAGGGCCGUGUUGUGAAAUGUGAUGUGUUCUGAGAUGGAGUUUUGCAUCGAUUUAAGUUAUUGGAAACUCAACUUUGACAGAUUAAAUUGAGUUGAAUGGGUUCAUCCCUUGUCAGGAGUCUUGUACUCUGUUUAAGUGUUUGACUGCAAUUGCUGGUUCAUGUUGGCUAUGAGAACCAAGAUAAUAAGUCGAAGCCCGAAUGAUAUGUAUACAUGACUCAGCAUCAGUCUGGAGUCAUCUGGUAGAUAUAUCAUAUUUGGAAGCACCGUCAUUCAGUUUAAUAUAAAAACUGCAACUUUGUACUGCCAGGGUGAAAAGGAAGAGGCAGACUAAAAGUCCAAGCUAUUUGGAAUACUGCUGUUGAAUUUGCUAUGAAAGUGCAUUCCGGAAUCAGGUGCUGAUUUUGGUUCGAGUUGCUCGAGCAAUAAGGCAAACACGAGAUUGUUUCCUGAACUUUCCCAAGGGGUGAAAGUGAAAUAAAUGCCAUCUUCUAAAAUCAGGGCUCUGAAGUCCUGAAAUUAAUCUUAAUGCAAUUUGACAGUGUUAUGGGCAUUGUACUGAAAGAAUCCAGGAGUUGCCUUCCGAAUGAAGAGGCAUGAACAAGUGGGGCAACUGCAUGAUUUCAGUAUGCGAAAAUCCUUUCAAUUUUGCCUGAUGAUGACAUUCAGUGUAGGUAUAUUUGAUGGCUGCCUUGAGUGUGAUGCAAGUCCCUUAAUGCCCCAUUAAUUAUAAAAUCUUGUACCAUAUAUAGAUCCCUUUUCCUAGCUUAGCUUAUUUUAUUUAAUAUUAAAUUAAAUUAUUGUACAGAAGACUUUGUUUUUUGGACAUUUUAGCCGAGUGAGAACACUUUUAAUAAUAAAGCGGGGUUUGAAAUUAACCAAGUA
Humulus lupulus (European hop) is the source of this 3673-nucleotide messenger RNA. RefSeq names its product protein ALTERED PHOSPHATE STARVATION RESPONSE 1. The record is from RefSeq and is a predicted model, not a curated record. The transcript is spliced from 4 exons. Bases 368 to 2791 code for a protein of 807 amino acids. NCBI's taxonomy places the organism in Eukaryota, Viridiplantae, Streptophyta, Magnoliopsida, Rosales, Cannabaceae.